This is a messenger RNA of Pimephales promelas (fathead minnow), 2224 nucleotides long. NCBI's taxonomy places the organism in Eukaryota, Metazoa, Chordata, Actinopteri, Cypriniformes, Leuciscidae. The record is from RefSeq and is a predicted model, not a curated record.
CAAAGUCAUAUAUUGGGCUGAUUCAACUACGGUGCUGCAUUGGUUAAAGUCGGAAUCCUGCCGAUACAAGGUCUUUGUGGGGUCGAGGGUAGCAGAGAUUCAGACUUUAACAGAUGUCACCCAAUGGAGGCAUGUGGACUCUGCUCGGAACCCAGCUGACCAUAUCACUAGAGGUCUUACCUUAGACCAAAUAGCAGGUCCUCACCAAUGGAGAUCUGGGCCAUCUUUCCUAACUGAACCACAGGAUAUGUGGCCAUUGACACCCAGUACGGAGUCCGUACCUGACCUGAGCGAGAUGAAAAGGGCAUCCUUUGUCGGAGCAGUCACUGUCAUUCCCAGUCCAGUGCCUUCAGACCUCAGUCAAUUCAGAACCUGGAGCGAGCUAGUCCAAGCUACUGUUGAGUCCUGUAAUGGGGCGGCCAACAACAACGUCUUUGAAGCCUCAAUGUAUACACAGGCAGAAAAGCUCCUAUUAGCACAGUCACAGCUUGAUUCAUUCCCGGAGGAAUUCAGAGCUUUGAAAGCUGGAAAGCUUAUCCCGACAGACAGCCGCUUGAGUUCUCUCGCCCCAGAAUAUGACGAAAAUACUGGUCUUAUCAGAGUGGGUGGACGACUUCGUCGGGUUGAAUCCCUGCCUUCUGAUAUCAUUCACCCGAUCGUCCUAGAUCCUCAUCAUCAGGUCACAAAGCUACUCAUCCAAGACAUAGAUCAGCAACUACAUCAUCCAGGUGCAGAGCGAGUGCUAGCAGAGCUACGUCGUAGAUACUGGGUGCUUAGAGGCCGUGAAGCUGUGCGCAAACACCAGUAUUCUUGCCAGGAUUGCCAGUUUUGGCGUGCUAAGCCGCAGAACCCACAGAUGGCCGACCUUCCACCCUGUAGGCUUCGUCUGUUUAAGCCACCAUUUUACUCCACUGGCGUAGACUGUUUCGGGCCCUUUCAGGUAAAGAUAGGUCGGCGCCAGGAAAAGAGAUGGGGAAUUCUAUACAAGUGUUUGACAACCAGAUGUUUACAUCUCGAUCUCCUCGAGCACCUAGAUACUGACGCCUUCCUCCUUUCUUUACGACGCUUUAUAGCUCGUAGAGGAAAGCCUUUCGAGAUUCUAUGUGACAAUGGCACUAAUUUUACAGGAGGUGAUCACGAGUUAAAGGACGCCUUUCGUCAAAUGGCUCCUGAGCUGCAGGAACAACUAGCUAAACAGCAGAUCCAGUUUUGCUAUAACCCACCAAGUGCCCCUCAUUUUGGCGGGACAUGGGAGCGAGAGGUGAGAUCAAUUAAGACUGCAUUACGAGUCAUUCUACGUGAACAAUCCGUGCCUGAAUCUGUUCUGCAAACAUUGCUAGUGGAAGUUGAGGGCAUCCUCAAUUCCAAGCCCCUUGGCUAUGUUUCAUCGGACAUUGCAGACCUUGAUCCUGUGACUCCUAACCUACUACUCAUGGGACGUCAUGAUGCUUCAUUACCACAAGUUCUUUAUGACUCCGACGAACUCUUGGGGAAACGCAGGUGGAGACACAGUCAGGUAUUGGCCGACCAGUUCUGGACUGCUUUCAUUCGCUGCUACUUACCCGAACUACAGGGUAGACAGAAAUGGAGAUCAGAUGGCAAAGAGAUUGCAGUGGGACAGGUGGUACUCGUAAUUGACAAUCAACUCCCACGAGCGCUAUGGCCUGUGGGUAUCGUGACCGAAACCUGCCCAGGGGCUGACGGGAGAAUUCGAACAGCCAAAGUUCAAGUCAAAGGCAAGAUCUACAUGCGCCCUGUCGUGAAGCUGAUUCCACUUCCUCCAAUGAGGGAUAAUGAUACAGACCCUCCAAACGGCCUUUCUUAAGGAAUACAAUUAUCCUGACUGAUAAUUGGGGGCGGCUGUGUCAGAAAGUCCGUCUCGGAACGGGAACAAGCAGUGGUCUGACGGACUCUUAUUAUAGUUGCAACUUCCUGCAGGCUGAUGCAAAAGCCAGUUCCAGCCUGAUAUCGCUGUUUUCCCUGAUAUUGUGCAAUGUUGUGCGUUCAUGCAACAAAUACCACAACAUAACAUGAUUGCAUCAUAUAACUCUCCUUACCAUCCUGAGAUUGUAUAUGGAUGUCACUUACUGCCUGACGAAUAUCAUUAAAGAGAAGUUUGAUGAAGAUGUACUUCUCCUGUGCCUGAUUCUCUUACCGGAAUCACUGUCCAUAUUCGUCCGCCUACAGAACUGUAAAUUCUCAAACGUUGCUAGAGGUGCUACUC